This is a messenger RNA of Necator americanus (New World hookworm), 240 nucleotides long. RefSeq lists its product as uncharacterized. The coding region runs from base 1 to 240 and encodes 79 amino acids. The record is from RefSeq and is a predicted model, not a curated record. Lineage: Eukaryota; Metazoa; Nematoda; Chromadorea; Rhabditida; Ancylostomatidae. The transcript is spliced from 2 exons.
AUGCCGCUCUGUCUCACCUUCAUCGACUUGAAGAAGGCCAUCGACUCAGUUAAGACGGAAGCGGUCGUGGAAGCCUUGGACAACCAAGGCGUCCCUACUCAGUACAUAAAGGGUGACACAAUCUCACCCAAAAUAUUCACAGCCACCCUCGAGAACGCAAUGAGAAAGUUGGAAUGGGACGACAUGGGAGUGAAGGUCGACAGCUACACCAUUAGCGCUUUACUGAUGACAUUCUACUGA